Molecule: messenger RNA, 1920 nt
Organism: Cryptococcus deneoformans JEC21
Lineage: Eukaryota; Fungi; Basidiomycota; Tremellomycetes; Tremellales; Cryptococcaceae
Product: specific transcriptional repressor, putative
Exons: 6
Coding region: 468-1796 (442 amino acids)
Biological process (GO): regulation of transcription by RNA polymerase II
Molecular function (GO): DNA-binding transcription factor activity, RNA polymerase II-specific; RNA polymerase II cis-regulatory region sequence-specific DNA binding
Source: RefSeq, a predicted model, not a curated record
AAAAGGGCGAGUUUCCUUUCAUUUUCGAUUUGACUCUUUCUAGCAACUCCGAAUGGCCAAGAGAACUCUCACUAUAUCAAAAAGAGAGUUAAAGAUAGAAGGUGUUUCACAGAUCUCUUGAGUCGCAUCCUUGGGAAGUUACAUCUCAUCAUCACUCUAUCAACUUAAUUAACGGUUUUCGAUCUGGAAGAAAUCGUCCUAUAACCCACUCAUCAUCUCAACCCCGUAUUUCGGCUUUGACCCAAAACACAUCUACUGGCAUAUGCUUGCCAGCUCGCAAGCCUCUUGCUUCAUUACGAUAGUCAUCGAAGGAUCCUUCCUUCCUUACAGCUUGUCGUCAUUUCCGUCGAGAGAUUCCCAGUCAAACACCCGUUAACCAAUUGAAACUGUCAACAGAUAAGGUCAAUCUUGGUCAAAUCGACUGCCCCUGGCGUACGUACGAGUCUUCCUUUGAUCCCAGCACUACUAUGUCCGCUCGACAGCAAGUCCCUUUUCGAGAGCUCUCACAGGAAGCAAAAAUGUCGACUUCCCCACCUUUGAGGGGUAUUCCGAUCGAUCGGCUGUCCACGAGGUCUUUUGGAAGGGAGGAAAGUAUGAGUAAGAGUUCAGACAACCAUAAAUCGGUACUUCUGUCGCCCAUAGCAAGAAGUUCCAGUUCAAGCCCCGUUCCAAGACCAAGCCACAAGCUUUCAGAAGUAGUAGAGGCAGUAGAAGACAAGGGAAAGAAGACUUCCCAAUCACUUCCGGCAGCAAGUCUGCCUCUUAUCUUCCGUUCCUCACCUACACUCCCACCUCUUAACACGCGCAAUCCUUCCAGGGACUCUUCGCCUUCUAGCCGAACAGGUCCUCCCCCUCAUCCAACUGUUUUUCACGUUGAACAUGGGGCCUUCCCACGAAAAUCAAAGGAACAUGGACAUGACUGUCCUCCGGCGAGACCCUACUUUCCUCCAUGGUACAGUCACCCCCUUGGAUACCCUCACCCCCAUUCCUCCUCGGAACGGCACUACUCCUCUCUGUCUCGCAUUCACACUCACCCAGAAGAGUAUUAUUCCAUUCACAUGCCAACAGAUAGGUACUACAAUGCACCUCUUCACCCAUACUAUGAUCUAGAAGACUAUUACCCGCCUCCCUCUCCUUUCCCAGCACAUGUCUACGCCCGGGGAAAAGAGGUUUAUCACCGGAUUCCUCAGCCAUCAAGACCGAGACUACACAUCCACCCUUAUGCGUUUCCAUGGAGUAAUGAAGGUGAUGUGAGGUUUUACUCUGGCGAGGGAAAGAGCAAUGGAUCACAGCCUUCUCAUGGACUGGGACAGGGCCCAGUCGAGGGUUCGAGUGAUAGGAAGUUGAGUAAAGGUACGUUGUCGAGUCCGGCAAGCGCGACCAGUACCAGUGCAGCGACCGUGAUGAGUUUCAAGUCGCCACGUAAGCGGACGAAUGAUGUACAGCUGGCGAUGUUGAGUGAUGUUUUCCAACGGACACAAUAUCCGUCUACAGAAGAAAGGGAUGAACUGGCCAGACAGCUGGGAAUGACUUCACGAAGUGUCCAGAUUUGGUUCCAAAAUCGUCGUCGAGCAGUAAAAGUAGACCAGCAGUCAGCCAUUCAACGCGCCGAAGCAGAAGCACGCGCCGCCGAAGCCACGCUCCGAGGGUUGCCGGCCCCGCCAUUCCUGACUGGUAGCGUGCCAGGAGGCUCGGGGUCGAGAAGAAAUAGUGACUCUGAGCUCGAGGAUAACACGGAAGUUGACGCUGUUAUGAAGAGAGAAAGGAAAUCGCCGGAUGCGGGUAUGGAGGGUUGAUCGGUUCGAUGGGCACGGUGUCUGUGAUAGUUGUUCAAUAAUAGUUGUUUAAUACCAAUAAUGACAUGGAGCGCUUUGUCGAGACUAGUCUUGUUAUAAUGACAUGUAAACCUCAAUCAGUUAG